Coniophora puteana RWD-64-598 SS2 is the source of this 1717-nucleotide messenger RNA. RefSeq lists its product as uncharacterized. The coding region runs from base 145 to 1638 and encodes 497 amino acids. The transcript is spliced from 4 exons. Lineage: Eukaryota; Fungi; Basidiomycota; Agaricomycetes; Boletales; Coniophoraceae. The record is from RefSeq and is a predicted model, not a curated record.
CGGCGAGACAGGUUAGACAGGGGCUCAAUACUAUUUCCAGACGCGACAUCGCGUUCGACGCGGUGGCGCGCUUCUUAGUACUGACCACUAUCCCAUUCUCCAGGCCCAAACUCAUCGCCAAGUUUCUAACGCGAUAGUCCCCUGAUGAUCACGAAUGGUGUCAUACCAGGCACGUCUGGCGGUGAGGAGAAGGAGAUGACCCGGCACCAGCGUGGUCUCGUAGAUACGUGUUUUGAAGAGGGGCAGUACGAGAGUGGGAUCGCGAUGAUGGAGCAGCUUCGAACAUCGAGGUACAAACCGCACCCUGCUCACAUCCGACAAGUCCUAUACAUUGCCCUCUUCCCCCAUCCUUCGGCCGAUUCCAGCCAGCAACCAUCCAUUCUGCCCCAGACUCCCCAGCGAUCAUCCGCCAAAAGCAGUCUGCCCCCUAUCAAACAACCGCUUGGUCCAUCUCUCGCAGCCUCCGAGGCCGCACAGCGUGUCCUCGUCUCUCUCGCGCUCACCAACUCGCCCGAUUCGCUUGCUCGUGCACUUCCACAAUAUGCCGACACCGCUAGAUCAGGCCAAGUGUACACCGCGGAUGAGGAGGAUUCCGCACUAGCGCGAGACGCACUGUGCAUCCAGAAUAGCAACUACUGCUGGGACCUACUUCGCCCUGGCUUUGUGCACCGCAAUGGUGCCCCGGCUGCUAACCUGACCAGUUCGAAAGCAAUUCGAGCUCGUGCCGCGUCGAUCUCUAAGCAGCCCAGCGAGGACCCGGGCUCCGUCGCUGAACACGCAUGGAAUGUGCUCGAGUGGCUGAUCUGCAUCUUUGAAAAAGACGAGGUACAGAGUGCGCAACGCGGACGACCUGCCCAUUCCCAGCUUCUGCUUUCGCAUAUACCUCCGCCCAAGGCGGGUAGCGGUCCCCGGACAGAUGCACAGGCCGCGCUUGACGUCGCAUUCUACGCCCUAGAUCAGGCAGACCCUGUGCGGAAGCGUUUAGGGUUGCGCCUCCUCACACUGCUCAUCAGUCUUGCUUCGACGCCCCACCUCGAUCCUCAAGCACUCGGAUCGUCAAUAGCGACUCGCCUCUUUCCCCCAGAUGCAGAAGUCCCAAGCCGCGUUCUUUCGCAACUCCCGGCUUCACAGCCCAUCCUCGCAUUUAUCGUGACGUUCUGUGCGAAACAGCUCACCGACCUCAACUCCGCCAAAACCACCACCGACAAGGCUCCAGCAAAUAGGCCCAAGCCUCAAGCCCGUGCUGCCCGCGCUGCUCGUCGCAGUGCCGCGGGUGAUGCUAUAGGCGAUGCAUCUCCAAGUGCAGCACCGUCUGCUUCGGAAACAGGCUCCUCGGCGAUGUCCACGUACACCAUCUCGCUCCCUCCUGGCACCGAGAUAUUCAAAUUAGCGCAAACGACGUACAAGAAAUCGCGCCUUGCGCCAAUACAGGUUGACGAACUAAAGUUUGAGAUGCUGCGUACAUUUGGCCUCAUUCAGUAUAACCUGCCAGCAGGCGAAUGCGAUGAUGAGUGGAGGAAAAAGGUAGACGACAGGUCGUUGGAAGAUGUUUUCCGCAAUGUAUUAGGCGACGGCAAGGAAAGUGCUCUUUGGGCAGACACCUUGGCGGUCUUAUUUUGCCCGCCGAGCACGCACUAAGAUAGCCUGUUCAUUGAUUUCUUUGUACAUGCGUAGACUAUUGGUACUCGUUAUUGGUAAAAUACUCAUCCAGAAUAUU